Molecule: messenger RNA, 2805 nt
Organism: Botrytis byssoidea
Lineage: Eukaryota; Fungi; Ascomycota; Leotiomycetes; Helotiales; Sclerotiniaceae
Exons: 1
Coding region: 1-2805 (934 amino acids)
Biological process (GO): intracellular iron ion homeostasis; copper ion import; iron ion transport
Cellular component (GO): plasma membrane
Molecular function (GO): ferric-chelate reductase activity
Source: RefSeq, a predicted model, not a curated record
AUGGUUGAUCUUACAUCGAAGGGAGCAUCUGCCGUAGGGGCUGCAUCUCACGCCGUUCAGAGUCUCGCAAAACGGAUUAACAUUCCGUUCACGGCUACUAGUCCUCCCGGCUUGAUCGCAGCUAAUACGCUGGACCCAUGGAAUAAAGCUGGGAAGUACGCGCUGGCAUGGACUUACUUUCCGGUGAUUAUAGUCUGCCUAGUCGCAAUAACUAGAGCAUACCACCUUUGGACCGACAAGCUGCGACAAGCGUACCACAAAAAUGAAGUUGAGAAGCAAUUAGUACGCUACUACCAACAACAGCAUGAUGAAUAUACUAUGACGAAUAUUCAUACUGGGGGAUCAGAACAGCAAUUUUUCCCUGCGACGACUCUUGACGAGAAGCCAUAUAUCGCUGUAACAAAGGGGUCUCACUGGUCAUCAAUUGCAUUGAUAAAUGACACAUUAGCACUGUUUAGAUGGGUGUUCUAUCGUCCAAUUCCAGAACUCCGAUACAAGAAAAAGCUUAUCACCGCAUUUCCAUCCUUGGCGGUUGUCGCUUUGCUGAUAAUUGGCCUUAUCUUUGUAACACUUCAAUGUUUCUUGCCCCAGCCUCUCUAUUGGGAAAGCAUUCGCUAUGGAUCCCCCCCACUGGCUGUUAGAGCAGGAAUGAUGUCUGUGGCGAUGACCCCAUGGUUGAUUCUCACAGCUAUGAAGUCCAAUUUAAUAUCUUGGAUAACAGGAAUAGGUCAUGACCGACUUGGCGUCUUUCAUCGAUGGGGAGGCUACUUGUGUCUCUUCUUGGCUCUUGUGCACACGAUUCCCUUUUACAUACAACCUGUAUGGGAUGAUGGAGGAAUGACAGUUUUCGGAAAACUUUUUCCAGCCAGCCGUGGCAUUAUCUAUGGGACUGGAAUCGCUUGCCUGGCACCACUCGGAUGGCUCGUUAUUGGAUCCUUGCCAAUCGUCCGAAGGCUCGCAUAUGAACUAUUUGUAGUUCUCCAUAUCCCCGCAGCGGUUGUUUAUGUGGCAAUGCUGUUUUGGCAUACCAAUAACUAUCUCACUUCCUGGAACUACCUUUAUGCAACCGUCGCCAUAUGGGCUUUAGCUUAUCUUACACGUGUUGGUAACUUAAACUGGGCAAAACCAUGGAGAAAUUCAUUUUUGAUUGGUGACGAAGCUGCUAUCACGCUGAUGGCUGAGAAUGCAAUCAAGGUCACCGUUCCAACGCAAAUGAAGUGGAGACCCGGUCAAUACGUCUAUCUCCGUAUGCCUGGAAUUUCCGUAUUCGAAAACCAUCCCUUUACCAUUUCUUCUCUUUGCAGUGAAGACUUCCCAUCCGAGUAUGGAGAGCAAUAUAGGGACUGUACCAUGGUAUUCAGACCAUUUGGAGGUUUUACUAAGAAAGUUCUCGAAACUGCGACCCACAAUGGCCCCUUCAAAACAUAUCGUGCUUAUCUAGACGGGCCAUACGGCGGUAUGCAACGAGAACUUGCCGCAUUCGACACUGUCAUUUUGUUCGCUGGUGGGAGUGGUAUCACGGCAAUCGUUUCACAAUUACUAAAUCUAAUCAAGAGGAUGAGGGACGGUAAGGCAGUCACUCAAAAGAUUGAAGUUGUGUGGGCAUUAAAAAGACUGGAAUCCAUGGAUUGGUUCAGAGAGGAGCUUAGAAUUUGCCGGGAAUAUGCACCUCCUGACACUAUCAAUUGUCAAUUUUUUGUGACGACUGCAAAGCGAUACUCAAAGAUAGAUGUUGCCGGACGAGCUCAAAGACCGCUAAGCACAGCAUUCCACGAUAAAUUAGACGGUUUUGUAGCGGGCAUUGCGUCUAAACGAAACUCGGCUCUCAUUCGUGAUGAAGCUCAAGGCAAUGAAGAGAGGGAAAGGGAGUUAAGAAUGGAAGAUGAAGAUGCUAUAACAUCGUUGCCACACUCGAAACAUCUACAGCCAAGAGUAUACCCCAAUGUACAAACUUCAUUUCCUCCACCACCCACAACAGAGUCUAAGUCAAAGAACUCAGAAAAAAGACGUUCUCUGUUAGCAACACUCUCCCCAGAUUCUCACGACGCCACUCGAAAAUUCUUGUCGCCACUAGGAUUUGCUACGAAACCACAAAGCGAUUCUAAAGAAUCAUUCCAUUUUCCAGUACCACCACAAAAGCUGGAUGCUCCUCAUUUUCAAUACGCUCCGCCUUCAGCGAAUCCCAAUCGAGCUAGCUUUGUUCCUGAUACAGCACGCAAUAGUUAUAAUCCUCAGGACCACAUUGACGAUCCAGCAGAAGCGUAUAAUGCUGACAUGCAAUCCUCAGAGGAAGGUCAACUCUCAGACCAAUUCGCACCUCGAGAAUUUGCACCUACACCUCCAGCAAAAGAUACACCCAAGUUGUCAAAUGAGGUAGAAACUACGCCCUCUCUGAAGCCCCCACAACCUGCUCAUUUGCGGCAAAGAUCUGAAGAAUUAAAGCUUCAAAUUCCACAGUCAAAUUUUCAACACAGCAUUCCAGAUCCAACCUUUGACUUUGGCUUUCCUUCAACACCUACCUUAUUCCAGAAGAAUCUGAUGCGUUUUGCUUUUGUCGCACCUAAGAAGAAGGAGGGUUGGACUACUGAAUAUGGUCGACCUGAUCUAGGAUAUAUGUUGAAAGAGAUGGCCACCGGAGGACCUGACGGGCAUGGUAUCUUUGGGAGGAGAACAUGCGUUUUCGUUUGCGGCCCUCCUGAAAUGCGUAUUAAUGUAGCAACUACGGUGGCUAAGCUGCAAGCGGAUAUCUGGGGCGAUGACAGUAAAGACGAAAUAUUUUUACAUACGGAGAAUUAUGCCAUUUGA